Molecule: messenger RNA, 642 nt
Organism: Hirsutella rhossiliensis
Lineage: Eukaryota; Fungi; Ascomycota; Sordariomycetes; Hypocreales; Ophiocordycipitaceae
Exons: 2
Coding region: 1-642 (213 amino acids)
Source: RefSeq, a predicted model, not a curated record
AUGGAGACAACGGCCGAGCAGCGGGUGCAGUUCGAGCAGUGGUUGAGCCAGAAUCUUGUCCAGCCUCCUGCCCGCCGCACUGUCCGCCACCCCGGCCAGCUCUCCAUCCAACAGGUCCGAGAGUGCUACCGCAUCGCCGAGGCCUGCCUCCAGGCUCACGACGAGGAGGCCCAGCCCUCUCCCGCCGUGCUCGAGCUCUUCCUCAGCAGAGUCUUUCACGGCUGGUCGUCGGAGCAUGAAGCUCUGCCCUCCAACCCUUAUGUCUAUCCCGCCCUCGAGCACGGCCUGGUCGCCCGCAGCCGGAACCCAGUUGCCGUUCUUGGUCCGAACAAGGAAAGGCCCCUCUUCCUAUCGGUUUCGAUCAUGACGGAGGACAAGUCCUGCGUAGUCGGCCUCAGAGACGUCAUGGACCGACCCGUCCUCAAUGCAGAAGCCGAGAACGUCGUGUGGCGAUGCAAAGGGAGCCUCGCUCUCGAGUACCGCGAAACGUUUGGGAAAGUGCUUCGCCAGAUCGACGAAAACUUCCAGCGGUACAACCAGGGCCGUGCUAUCGACGACGCUCGCCACUUCAUCUCAGCAAGCGCCAAGGGGCAGAACACCGAGGGGCACAGGGACCGCAAGUACCGGUAUGCUAGCACCUAG